Manduca sexta (tobacco hornworm) is the source of this 585-nucleotide messenger RNA. Its product is annotated as collagen alpha-2(IX) chain-like. The transcript is spliced from 5 exons. The annotation marks the transcript as partial. The record is from RefSeq and is a predicted model, not a curated record. Lineage: Eukaryota; Metazoa; Arthropoda; Insecta; Lepidoptera; Sphingidae.
GGAUAUCCAGGGCCUGCUGGAAAAAAUGCACCACCAGGACCAAAGGGCGAGAAAGGAGAGAGAGGCGAAAGUGCUCCGCCAAUAAAUCUAGUAGAGUUAAAAGGUGCCAAAGGUGAUAGAGGACAAGCUGGCACCCCUGGUAUACCUGGGAAGGUUGGCCCUCCUGGACCUCCAGGAGAACCAUGUAAAGAGACCAGCACUCGAGUUCCGUUAAUUGGACCGCCAGGACCACCGGGACCCCCUGGACCUCCAGGGCAUCCAGGAUUGUCCAUAACUGGGCCCAAAGGUGAACCAGGGAACGUCAUAAUUGAGAAGAUAGUGAAUAAGGACGCAGUCGAUUUCGAUGAAGAUGAAGAUUACACAACAUCCACUGUUGUUUAUAGAAAUAAGAGAUCUUUGAUGCAGAAAACCCAUUCCACACCGUUGGGUACACUUGCUUAUGUUAUACGUGAGAAAUUGUUCUUACUAAGAGUAGAAGAUGGCUGGCAAUAUAUUCUUAUGGGCUCGAUGAUGGAAGCAAAACCAACGAUUAUCACGCCAGAACCAGAACAUAAACCUCCAGUAAUUCCAACCGAAGAUCCUAAU